Molecule: messenger RNA, 1026 nt
Organism: Dovyalis caffra
Lineage: Eukaryota; Viridiplantae; Streptophyta; Magnoliopsida; Malpighiales; Salicaceae
Source: the annotation of a GenBank genome assembly
AUGGAUCGGCGAAAAAUCGGCGACAAUGGUGAUCAUGCUGGAGAAAAAUUAUGGAUGUCUGCUAAAAAAUACGUGACUAUGUUGGAACUUUGCUACACUCCAUUAAAACUUCCAUUGGUUCCCGCAGCAACGCUGGGGCGAUUUCGCCACUCUCUCCUAAAAUUCUUUCAUCCAAACGAAGCAGAACAUGUUGCAGCAGAAAUUCCUUCUUCAGAAUCAAUCCAGAAAAAUAAAAUAGUAGGCGACCAAGAAAAUAGGAUACUCAUCUCAUAUUCAGUGUCCACCACCCAACUAGAUGCAGCUACAGGAGGGGUUCCCAUUAUCAAUCCAACAACUCCAGGAACUCCUAUAGUAAAUCCAGUAGACUCUCCUCCGGCACCAAUAGGAAUCAAUCCAAUACCUACAACGCCUCCAGCUGGUAUGAUGCCCCCAGGUGGUAUGAUGCCACCAGCUGGUAUGACGCCCCCAGCAGGUAUGAUGCCCCCAGCUGGUAUGAACCCCCCAGCCGCCACAAAUCCAACCUCAUCAGGAGGGUCAUGGUGUAUUGCAAGUCCAGGUGCUUCACAAACUGCCUUACAGGUAGCUCUUGACUACGCUUGUGGCUAUGGUGGUGCAGACUGUUCUGCAAUUCAACAGGGCGGAAGUUGUUAUAAUCCAAACACCCUCCAUGAUCAUGCUUCUUAUGCUUUCAAUAGCUACUACCAGAAGAACCCAGCUCCAACAAGCUGCGCUUUUGGCGGAACAGCACAACUUACCACAACUGAUCCAAGCACUGGAAACUGCCACUAUGCAUCCUCAACCGCGACAACAACCAGCACAAGUCCACCAGGUAAUCCAACACUAACUCCCCCAACCCCCACAAUGAUGACUCCCACAAUAGCCUCACCGGGUGGACCACCAACAGUUUAUGGCGUGCCAGAACCAACUGGCCAGCCCAGCUCAGCCACCUCUAUUUCAUGCAGUUUACUGCUCCUAUUUUCCACAACUGGUAUUGUGGGAUCACUUCUUGCAACAAAACAUCUCUAA